Messenger RNA from Bactrocera tryoni, 894 nucleotides. Its product is annotated as putative nuclease HARBI1. Bases 393 to 740 code for a protein of 115 amino acids. The transcript is spliced from 2 exons. The record is from RefSeq and is a predicted model, not a curated record. Lineage: Eukaryota; Metazoa; Arthropoda; Insecta; Diptera; Tephritidae.
UUGUGGAUGGAGGGCGAGGAAAUUAUUGAGGAAAGGAUUACGAGAAGAUAUAUAAGAAAUGAAUUUAAUAUUAUGGAAUUAAUUUAAUUUGUUAUGUACAUAUGUAUUAUGUUCGGUUAUAAACUGUUUUUGCAUUUGGGAUUAUAGCUUCAUACAAAACUUUAGACUUUCUAAAGGAAGCCUUUGAUUAUGCCUUAAGAGGCAUAACUGAAGAACUAACGGUACCUAUAAGAUCCACGGCAGUAAAUCCAGCUAUAAAACUUGCUGUUAUUUUAAAAUUCCUUGGUCAAGAGGGCUAUCAACAUCAAAUAUGGCAAGACCGGUUUGCAGGGUUAGCACAGAUCACCACAUCUAAAUGUAUUGCAGAAGUUUUGAAUGCUAUUGAAAAAACAAUGUAUCCGAAACACAUAAAAUUUGAAAUGAGCUCACAAGAAAAGCGUGAAGCUAAGAAUUAUUUUUAUUUAAAAUUCGGAUUACCAGGAAUAAUCGGUGCUGUUGAUGGAACUCACAUUCAGAUGGUUAGACCAGUAAAAGAUGAGCAUCUCUUUUUUAAUCGAAAGCUAAAGCAUAGCAUCAAUGCUAUGGUGAUUUGUGACCAUAACAUGUAUAGUAUAAGAGCUGUAAAUGGAGUUUAUGGUGGAGCAGUGCAUGAUGCCCACGUAUGCCUUUCAAACGAACGACAAUACAUGCUAUCCAACUAUCAAAAUGGAGAUAAAUCUUCAUGGUUAAUUGGUCGGUGAUUUUAUUCAAACCGCUUGUACUUGUAUUUAUAUAUAGUCUAAGGCUUACUAAUUAUUCAUUAUCUAUCCUAUUUAAGGUGAUUCUGGAUAUCCAUUAGAGCCAUGGCUCCUUACGCCUUACCGCAAUGCAGAAGAAAAUUCACUUGAAAGUUUG